AUGGUGAGCUUUGCAGUGAAUCCCUUUUCCUUAAGUGACACCAGUUUUGAGAUCAGUGGAACCGUGGGAGGCCUAAGUCUUACCAGCGUUGAUGGAUUGGUCAUACCAGUUAAUGACCUUACUGAAAACAUUGAGAUAAUUCUGCCAAGAUUUUCAGCACCUCAGGAAAACAGGAGCCUGUUGAAUCUGGGCAAUUUUAGUGCUCUCCAAGUCAAUGUCACCUCAGAAAAUACAUCUCUAGUGAUCCACCUGGAAACUGAACAGGAUAUUCCACUAAUACUGUACUUGGGAUAUGGCUACCAUCCAAAUGAGACUAACUAUGAUAUGAAAGCUCAUCUGCCCCUUAAGAAAAACACUGGAGAUAAAUCAAACACAUGGGUUCUUAGCCCAGAAGAACUCAUUUUCGGAGGGGGGACUUACUAUCUCAUGAUGGAACAAGACAUGGAAAUGGAUUCUACAACCAACAGUGAUCUAACCAUAGCUGUCACUUCCUUUGUAUCCCAGUGUGUGUUCUGGGAUGAGCUACAGGGCAACUGGAAUAGCUACGGGUGCUAUGUAGGUCCAAAAACAACCCCCAGCAGCACCCAGUGUCUCUGCAACCACCUGACCUUCUUUGGGAGCACCUUCUUUGUCACGCCCAACACCAUUGAUGUCAGCAAAACAGUGGAGCUUUUUGGCACAUUUGUGGACAACCCCGUGGUAGUGACAACUGUGGGCUGUAUCUUUCUUGUGUAUGUGCUGGUGGCUAUUUGGGCUAGAAGGAAAGACAUUCAGGAUGAUGCCAAAGUGAAGAUCACAGUGUUGGAGGAUAAUGACCCCUUUGCUCAGUAUCGUUAUCUUGUGACAGUUUUUACAGGGCAUCGUCGAGGGGCAGCCACAACCUCCAAGGUGACUCUCACCCUUUACGGCCUCGAAGGAGAGAGUGAACCCCACCACCUGACUGACCCUGAGACACUAGUCUUUGAGCGUGGAGGAGUGGAUGUUUUCCUGCUCUGUACCCUGUUUCCUCUUGGGGAACUGCAGCGUAUCCGACUGUGGCAUGAUAAUUCAGGAGACAGCCCAUCCUGGUAUGUGAAUCGUGUGCUGGUCCAUGACCUGGCUCAGGAUCAGAAAUGGUAUUUCCUCUGUAACUCUUGGCUGGCCAUUGAUGUUGGAGAGUGUGUCCUAGACAAAGUGUUCCCAGUCGCUACUGAGCAGGACAUGAAGCAGUUCAG
This is a messenger RNA of Terrapene triunguis (Three-toed box turtle), 1214 nucleotides long. Its product is annotated as polycystic kidney disease protein 1-like 2. The record is from RefSeq and is a predicted model, not a curated record. The transcript is spliced from 7 exons. Gene Ontology annotation, biological process: detection of mechanical stimulus. The annotation marks the transcript as partial. Gene Ontology annotation, cellular component: membrane. Gene Ontology annotation, molecular function: protein binding; calcium channel activity. NCBI's taxonomy places the organism in Eukaryota, Metazoa, Chordata, Testudines, Emydidae.